This is a messenger RNA of Alosa sapidissima (American shad), 4069 nucleotides long. RefSeq names its product zinc finger protein 341 (gene znf341). The record is from RefSeq and is a predicted model, not a curated record. The coding region runs from base 59 to 2521 and encodes 820 amino acids. Gene Ontology annotation, biological process: regulation of DNA-templated transcription. Gene Ontology annotation, molecular function: DNA-binding transcription factor activity, RNA polymerase II-specific; RNA polymerase II cis-regulatory region sequence-specific DNA binding. NCBI's taxonomy places the organism in Eukaryota, Metazoa, Chordata, Actinopteri, Clupeiformes, Clupeidae. The transcript has 15 exons.
GCAACAAUAAGGAUGCUGGCUGCCGGAAAAACCACAAAAAGAAGAGGAAGAUGAGAAGAUGGCGCAGGCUGUGUUCGAAGUCUUGGAAGGAAUGGACAACCAAACUGUUUUGGCAGUUCAGUCUUUGUUGGAUGGCCAAGGUGGCAUUGCAGAUCCAAACACCCAAAGUGCACCAAGUACUACCUCCAUCCAAACAAUGGAUGAUGAUGAUGUCUUCCUUUGUGGAAAAUGUAAGAAGCAGUUCAACUCUCUACCAACGUUCAUGAUCCAUAAGCGAGAACAGUGCCAAUCAUCACUGGCCUCUGUAUCACUGGCUUCCACCAUCUCCUAUGCAGCUGUCUCAUCUGUCAGCUCUGUCCCACAUAUUGCAGCCAACAGACAAGUCUCUACAUACAUAACUGUUCCUCAGUCCCCUAUUACACACACUUUCGUCCAAGGGAAUGUUCUAGUGAGUGAUGAAGUUCUUUUAUCGGCUAUAUCAGCCUUUACAUCAAUGGAUCCACCCAUGUCCACGACACAGAACCCCACACAGAACACUCUAAAUAUGCAUGCAGGUGGAUCAUACCUUCAGCACCAACAGCAGCCAACAAAUUUGCUUCCUUCCAACCAAACCCAGACAGCAUCUUCCCAGAUGCCAUGUAACAAUGGCAACUCAGUUGUCCAGGUGUACAGUGCCUUGUCACCAGUAGUAGGGGGAAGCGGUGGUGAAGCUCAUGCCAUGGGACAACAGUCUUUCCCUCCCACUCAGGUCCCAAGCCAGUGUGUGGAGAGUCAAGGCUUUACAUCACCUCCAGUUUACAGUUUUGGGAAACAGGCGUCAAAAACAUGCAUCACUACAAACUUGUCUGAUUUGUGUAAAUAUGAGAAAGUCAUUAUCCCCAAACGAUCUAGAAGGACCAAGAAAGACCAGCAAGAGCAAGUAAAGGGGAAGAUUCAGAGGCUGAAAUGUGAUUUCUGUGAAAAAGUCUUCACUAAAAAUUUUGAUCUCCAGCAACACAUUCGAAGUCAUACAGGUGAGAAGCCCUUUCAGUGUAUUGUUUGUGGCCGUGCAUUUGCACAGAAGUCCAAUGUGAAGAAGCAUAUGCAAACACAUAAGGUUUGGCCCAGUGGCACAGGUAGCACAGGCUCCCGGCUUCCAAUUGCCAUUAAGGUGGUACCCCUUUGCGGCAACCAAAACCAAGAACAGUCUGAGCAAGAGGAUGAUGAACAAACUGGACAAUCAGAAUGUUUUGUUGAGACUGCUAAGACCCACUGUGAAGGGCAUCUUGAAGUGGAUCCUGGGGGUGGACAUAAACCAGAACCCCAGGUUAGGAACAAACAGAUCAUUGUCAUUGACAGCUCUUACCAGUGCCAGUUCUGCAUGGGGAAGUUCAGCACUUACUUUCGCCUGAAGUCCCAUAUGACUCAACACAAAAAUGAACAGGUAUACAAAUGUGUGGUGAAAGUUUGCUCUCAGACGUUUCAGAAGCUUGACUUGUUUCUGGAACAUAUUCGCACACACCAGGAUCACCUCACUUACCGUUGCCACCUUUGUAGUAAGGUGUUUUCCACAUUGUUUGAACUGGGAGUGCACCAGUACUCUCAUAACCUCUGCCCUCAGAGGAACCAACGCAAAGAACUGACUUUAUACAGGUGUAUUAAAUGCCAGAGUAAAUAUUCAACACAGGAGUCACUGGAGCAGCAUCUUUUAACGGCCUGUCAUAAUUUCCCCUGUCCACAUUGCCAUAAGGUGUUCCCCUCUGAAAGGUACUUCCGAAGGCAUCUUUCUACGCAUGGAAUUGGUGGGACGUUCAAGUGUAAAACCUGUAGAAAAUACUUCAGAACAGAACACUACCUCAAACUACACUCUCUAAUUCACUCAGGAGAAAAACCAUAUAAAUGUUCAGUCUGUGAGGCCACCUUUAACAGGAAGGACAAAGUGAAGAGGCACAUGGUCAUUCACGAGCCCAAUAAGAAAUACAAAUGCCCAUUCAGGAAUCAUGUUGGCUGCAGUAAAGAGUUCAAUAGAGCCGACAAGCUGAAGGCUCAUAUAUUGUCUCACUCUGGGAUUAAGCCCUUUAAAUGUAAUUUCUGUCAGAAGUCCUUCAGCCGCCGAGCCCACCUGAUUGAGCACCAAUGUUCACACAAUGACAAUUACCGCUUCCGUUGCUCUACAUGCAAUAAAGGAUUUACAAGACAGAAGUACUUCAGUGACCACAAUUGCCCUUUUCUGACUAAAAAUAAUUCAGAUGAAAAACUUAAAGACAGGAGUCUCAACAAAAGGACGUUGGUCCCAAGUUGGAAGACUGAAGGUCAAACUGAGAUGGUGAAUUUAGUGACAGAAGAUCACAGACAACACAAAAAACUACAAGAAAUCUUCGACAGUAAAGAUGCUCACAGCAUCAUCAGAACCAUGCCAGUCAAAAGCACAGGGAAGAAAAACAAGGGUAAGGAACAUACAGAAUGUACAGAGGAACAUAUGUGUGAAGUGGGAACGGGAUCACUAUUGUUGACACCUAUAUUUACAGAGAGUGUUGAUUGAAAUUUUUUGGAUAUCCAUACUCAUACAAUGUGACAUACCAGUGUCACAGUUUGCAAUUUAUGGAAAGGACCAUGUCAGUCUAUUUUGCAUUUUUAUAUAGUUUUGAUCAUAUAAACUCAGUUUACAUAGCAUGUUAUGUCACAUGCUGCAAAAAACUGCUUAUCUAAUCAAAUCUAACCAAGUGUUAUUAGUCGUAUAUCAAGAUCAAAUCUAUAAUUCAAGAUCAAGAUCAAAUCUAUAAUAAUUUGACUUAAUUUAAGAAGAGUUGGACGUUGGAUUUCAAGACGUCUCAUCCUGAAAACAAGCAAAUUUGUCUGGCAGUGCGUUAAGCAAAAAAGUCUUACUAAAUUAGGUCAAAAUGAUCUUUUAACAGAAUGCUAGGUAAGUCUCUUCAUACUGAAAACAAUCCCAAAUAGAUUGUUUGAUCUUAAUAUACAGUAAGAUAUACAAGAAUAACACUUGGUUAGAUUUUAUUUUUUGCACUGUAGAAAGAGAUGGUAUCACUGCAAAACAUUUGGUACAGUAUUGCAGUCCAGAGUCUUUGUUGCACAGACUGCACUACUUUCACAGUUGGUGCUUUCAUUAUUCCAUGUUCUUUGUAGACAAAACUAUAGAUCCAUUUAUUUAUUUAUAAACCAUAAUUUAUUUCUGCAUUUAUUAAUUUAUCCUAAAGUCAUCUUUGGGCCUCCAUCCUCCAUUCAGUAACAUUAGUGCUGCGCCAACUGCAGCUCUCAUUUGGACCAUUUCCAUGUUGUUACAUAGUCAAUAUAUAACCAUUGGAAUGCCCAAUCAUCAUUGGAAACAAACUUCACGUUUUGGUCUACUGUAGGUAUGAGUUCGACUUUGGUAUGGAUUUUAAGCCAUAGGGAUUUAUACUGUUUCUUCACAAUUAGUUGAAAAUGCUUAGUGUUGUCAUGUAAGGACUCUGUUUAUGUUACACAGCACAUGUAAUGACAUUUUGAGUCUGUUUACAGGCAUAAAGGCACAGUUUAAGUGGCCCCCAUAGCUUUGUAGCCACUUGGCUGCACUGGCCGCUAGCAGGCUUACUCGCAUUAGGUAGUACAGAUUCUUUUCAUUUUUUUUCUUACUGACAGUACUCACUGACCUCAAGCAGGGUUCUACUGUAUGUUAAAAAUGGAAUUCUCCUUUAAAGGCUCAGGAAACCAAUAUCUCAUUAUAAAUUGUUCAUUGUAAUAUUGAGAUCCUGGAUUAUUUCACUUUAUGCGCAUUGAAUCCGGAAUGGACUAUGAAAGUUUCAGUUUUUGAAAUAAAUUAUGGGAAAAAAACUUUUCCACAAUAUUCAAAUUACACUGUCUGUUGUUCAAACAAAACUGGUUAUAUGUUUGGUCAAUUUUAUAUUAAAUAGUUCACUUUAAGUGUAUGAUGUUUAUGUUUUUGGUUGUUUUGUUGUUUAGGUCAGCACAAUUCUCAUUAUUCCAUUAGACAAUCAUGCUGUGUGAGCCUUUCACACUCGCAGGUGCGUUGAUGAAAAGCAGAAAGCAGAUGCAGAAACUACUGUAAAAUAAAAACAUCUUUGUUUCUAUGGGU